AUGGCACCUCCCACACGCCAAAAAGUAGUCAUAGUGGGCGCCGGCCCCGUCGGAUCAUUGGCUGCUCUCUAUGCAGCCUCCCGCGGCGAUGAUGUCGAGGUUUAUGAUCUGCGUGCUGAUCUCCGUGAUCCAUCCACCGUCCCCCUGAACUUUACAAAGUCCAUCAAUUUGGCUCUCUCAGAACGAGGCAUCCAUUCUAUGCACCUUUCCGGCCGCGAGGAUGUGGUACAUAAGAUAAUGAGCCAGGCCAUUCCCAUGCAUGGUCGAAUGAUCCACGGAAGGGACCUCACAGGGAACCUGUGGCAGGCCGCUCAAGCAUAUGAUGUCCACGGACAAGCCAUCAACUCGAUCGACAGGGCCACUCUGAACAACGCUCUCCUCGACGAGCUCGAAAAAACACCCAACGUGAAACUAUUCUUCAACCACAAACUCACCGGAGCCGACUUCCACACGCGCAAGGCUUGGUUUGAGCGUCGCAUACCCGAAGACGAACACAAAACAGAUUAUCCCCAUCCAGAUGAUGCCUCCGUUGACUUUGAUCGAGCACCUGAAGUCGAGGUGUCAUUUGACUUUCUCAUUGGCGCUGACGGGGCACACUCUGCGUCGAGAUAUCAUAUGAUGAAAUACUCACGAGUGGAUUAUCAACAAGAGUACAUUGACACACUGUGGUGCGAGUUUAGGAUUGAGCCUACGAAAGAGGGAGAUUUUAGGAUAUCGCCCAAUCACUUGCACAUCUGGCCUGGCAAGGAGUUUAUGUUUAUUGCGCUGCCGUCUCCGGAUAAGUCAUUUACAUGCACACUAUUUGCCCCGGCAGACCACUAUGCUCAACUCGGAAACACACCCGAAGCGCUGUGCAAAUCGUUUCAGCAAUACUUUCCAGGGGUAUCUCCCGAGUUGAUCUCACCUGAGGAUCUAUACCGACAAUUUACCACCAAUCAACAUCUCCCCCUGAUCAGCAUUAAAUGCAAGCCUCACCACUAUGAUUCCAGCGUCGUCAUCAUCGGCGACGCAGCACACGCCGUUCUCCCAUUCUACGGCCAAGGACUAAACGCCGGUAUGGAAGACGUCAGGGUCCUUUUUGAGAUUCUCGAUUCACACGGCGUAUACGACGUUACCCACGACGCAGCUUCUCGAGACAAAGCUCGCAACGCAGCCUUUGAGACAUACACCAAGACACGAGUAGUAGAUGUACACGCCAUCAACGACUUGUCAAAAGGAAACUUCAUCGAAAUGCGUGCCGGCGUCAAUUCACGCUGGUACAAACUCCGCAAAUUCAUCGAAGAGAAUCUCGAUCGCUACAUGCCCCAACUAGGCUGGCGAACGCAAUACUCGCGCGUCAGUUUCAGUAAUAUGCGAUAUUCAGAGAUUAUGAGAGCAGUUGAGAGACAGCGUCUGUUGUUAACAGCAAGUCUCGGUAUGGCUGUUUUUACUGCUCUUGUUUCGGGACUCGCCGUUGGAAGCACGAUGAUGUGGAGACAUCCACAACGGUUUGGUCUUCGGAGUGUUUUGGGAUAUGUUGCGGGGAGACGUUGA
Molecule: messenger RNA, 1533 nt
Organism: Talaromyces marneffei
Lineage: Eukaryota; Fungi; Ascomycota; Eurotiomycetes; Eurotiales; Trichocomaceae
Exons: 3
Coding region: 1-1533 (510 amino acids)
Biological process (GO): quinolinate biosynthetic process; L-tryptophan catabolic process; NAD+ metabolic process
Cellular component (GO): mitochondrial outer membrane
Molecular function (GO): kynurenine 3-monooxygenase activity; NAD(P)H oxidase H2O2-forming activity; FAD binding
Source: RefSeq, a predicted model, not a curated record